AUGAAUCUUGUGAAUAUACACUCUCAGGACCUUUCAGAACUGUUAGGCAUUAAAUUUAAUGUAGUUAAAUACAGAAAACUUCCACAGAACCUUGCACUGUCAUUUCCUACAUUCACGCCAGGGACAAUCCAAGGAGAACUUAGAAGCCUAUUUGGGAAUAUAUCACCAGGGGAACUAACAUCAGAAAGCCAAGGUUACAGCUGUCCUCCAGUCAAACAACUGCUUGAUAAACCAAAGAUCAUCAAUACCAUACACACUUGGUAUAAAAUAAGCCUAUACAGUUUAGUCCAUCAGAGUGAUGAAAAGCUCUGGACAAGAGGAGAUUCCAGCACAAUGAAACUCUACAGAGUCAGUAAGGGAUCUCUACUCAACUCAAUCACAACAAAAUCAAGGAGCAUCCCCACUGAUGUAGCAGUAACAAAAAAAGGCCAUCUUGUUUUUAUUGAUCCUUCUGAUAAUACUAUAUACAUUGUGAAUAAUGAAAAGAUGGAGAUUUUGAUCAAAUUUAAGAAAGGGAAACCCCGCAAUAUCUGUGGUACCUCUUCUGGUGACCUUCUUGUUGUCAUCAGCAGUUAUGAAAACAAAGGAGGGUCAAAACUUGUUCGUUACUUUGGCUCCAAAGAGAAACAAACCAUUCAGUUUGAUGGUAAGGGUCAUCCUCUCUAUUCAUCCUAUUCAUCUGACACAACUACAAAAUAUGUCACUGAGAACAGGAAUCAGGAUAUCUGUGUGGCUGAUGAAGGAGCUAAAGCAGUAGUGGUGGUCAAUCUGGCUGGGAAACUGAGAUUUAGAUACAUUGGACAUACACUUUCUUCAAACAGCCGAUCAUAUAUACCAAGAGGAAUUACCACAGACAGUCAGAGUCACAUACUGGUAGCUGAUUAUCACAAUCACUGUGUCCACAUCCUACACCAGGAUGGACAGUUCCUUUGUUACCUAGACUGUGGACUGAAAUAUCCCUAUGGAUUGUGUGUAGAUACAAAUGACAAUCUAUUUGUUGCUCAGGAGAGAAAUAAACAAGUAAAGAAAAUCAAGUAUAUGCAGGAAAUUUGA
Molecule: messenger RNA, 1053 nt
Organism: Saccostrea cuccullata (small rock oyster)
Lineage: Eukaryota; Metazoa; Mollusca; Bivalvia; Ostreida; Ostreidae
Product: tripartite motif-containing protein 2-like
Exons: 1
Coding region: 1-1053 (350 amino acids)
Biological process (GO): proteasome-mediated ubiquitin-dependent protein catabolic process; protein polyubiquitination; negative regulation of translation
Molecular function (GO): protein binding; translation repressor activity; ubiquitin protein ligase activity
Source: RefSeq, a predicted model, not a curated record